Trematosphaeria pertusa is the source of this 2333-nucleotide messenger RNA. Its product is annotated as DUF500-domain-containing protein. NCBI's taxonomy places the organism in Eukaryota, Fungi, Ascomycota, Dothideomycetes, Pleosporales, Trematosphaeriaceae. The record is from RefSeq and is a predicted model, not a curated record. Gene Ontology annotation, molecular function: phosphatidylinositol binding. The coding region runs from base 167 to 1969 and encodes 600 amino acids. The transcript is spliced from 3 exons.
GCUCAUGCAUCACUGUCCCUUCUCCACUGCCUCGCUGCCGUGCGACUUGCAAUCUACUGUCAAUGCCCGGCCCUAUUUCUAAUGUCUAGUCGCUGUUCGGCCGUCUGUUGAAUCGUCCCCGCACCCCUCCCAUCUCUUUUCGAGCCGCCGCCGCUCCCGGCCCGACAUGGCGCUCUGGCAGAAGACGAAGACCGGCGGCAAGGCGGGCUUCGACAAGCUGUACGGAUGGGUCGACAAGCUCGGAGCCCCAGUCAAUCGCCUCUCGAACAAGUUGGGCUCCGAAGCCUUUUGGCCUACGACGCUUGACAAGGAGUGCGACAAGGCCGCGCGCAUUCUGAAGAGUUUCUGCAAGGAUGGUUUCUAUCUAGAAGAAGAUCGGCCGAGCGCCGAAGGACCAAAGUCGAAGCAGAAGGUGCUGAAGAGGAUACCCGCAGAGGUAAUUAAGAAUGCGAAAGGCCUCGCCAUCUUUACCACCAUGCGCACCGGCCUCUGGGUAUCCGGAGCCGGCGGCAGCGGCAUUCUCAUCGGUCGUAAAGAAGACGGUUCAUGGUCACCGCCCUCGGGGAUCAUGUUGCACACUGCCGGUCUCGGUUUCCUCGUUGGCGUGGACAUCUACGACUGCGUAGUCGUCAUCAAUACCCAGAAGGCCCUGGAUGCCUUCUCUACCAUUCGGUGCACGUUAGGUGGAGAAAUUAGCGCUGUUGCUGGGCCCGUCGGCGUUGGCGGAGUGCUGGAAAGUGAGCUGCAUAAACGACAAGCCCCCGUGUUCACAUAUUUGAAGUCCCGAGGCUUCUACGCUGGAGUCCAAGUGGACGGGACCAUCAUAAUCGAAAGGACCGACGAGAACGAAAGAUUCUACGGCGAGCGAAUAGGUGUCAAGGAUAUCCUGGCCGGGAAAGCAAGGCAUCCCCCGUACGAGAUCAAGAGGCUGAUGGAGACUAUCAAAGCCGCACAAGGAGAUACCGACGUCGACGAGUCAUUACUGCCGAGCGAACCACCUCCAGGCGACUAUGAAGUACAGAACGAGUUUGGGGAAGAGAAGACUUUUGGCAUCCCGGAUAGAGAAGACCCAGAUCCAUACGGCGUCCUGGCAUUGCAGAACGCGGGCUUGGAGAUAAAAGAAGCCGGCACCAAUAGAAGACCAACGAGCGAGCAAUUCGAAUUCCAUCCGAGCCCGACAAGCCCCAUCUACUCAACUUUCAGGAAAAGCUUCGACCGCUCGAGCAUAGAUGGCCGGAGCAAUAGCAGGAGAUCAUCUUGGCGGACCAGUACCAUAAGCAGCGUUCUGGAACCGCGAACACCUACCGCAAUGGUGGACAUGAGCACUCAGACAAACUUGGACGACCCUACGCCAAUACAAGUACCACCUCAGCUACCUCCCAGACAUAGUCGUACACCCAGUCCUACAUUGGCACAGAUCCCGGAAGCCAAGAGUACAGACGAGUCAAAACCUCAACAGCCAGAAAGGAAAGAGAGUACCGAGGAUGAGUCCAGACCAAGUAGCUCAGCGCGCAACUCGGAAGCAUUCGACGAGGUGGAUCUGGAUGAUGCGGAUGAUGAAGAACCAAUCAUUGAGGAGAUUCACCAAGCUGCAGCUCCUCAAGCGAUUACCCGUGCCCGCAUCGUGCAGGUCGCAAAGCCCACUCCUCCGAAGCUUCCUCCAAGAAACCCUUUCCGCAACCGGAUCUCCGUUAACUCGAACGUGUCGAGCGAAAGCUCUGUCCGCGACGCAUCCGCCGGACCGUCGCCCAUGGUUGGCCACAGCCCACCCUCUACCCCGUCGCUCAAGGAGGAUGGCUCCUCUGCUUCAUCAAUGUCUUCUAUCGAAGGACUAGAGCAUGUAAGCAAAGGUUUGCAACCAAAGAACAUCGAGACGGAGCAGGAGCAGACGGAAGCGAAAGAAGACAAGAACAACUUUCAGUCACUUCCGGAAUCUCCGGUCAAGGCAGUACCAGGAGGUUUCAACUGAUUCCUAGACUGAAGAGCACUAGACCCCUACGAUCGAUCAGCCUCCAAGAAAAGCUGCCUUACCCGUAUUACCUAUUCGGCUACUGGCGGUUCUUCCACGAUUUUCUUUGCCACUCGAUUACGAAUCUCGGUUCGGGCUGUUGGCGUGUAUGUAACUUGGAUACGGAGUUCCCGGAAGGCGCGGAUACUUUGCAGAACCUGCUUGGGAUGGGACGCGAUAUCGCGUGAUGGACUGGACCGGAUUGGGAGGCCCGGCAAUGUUUGAUAUUGCCCUUACGAUCGCAUGUACUUGUUCGAUAACCUUCCCCGGCCGAAAACGGUCGCUACUCCGUAAAAGUAUUGUUUAACUUUAAAUAGCACUACCC